Messenger RNA from Pecten maximus, 3411 nucleotides. RefSeq names its product vacuolar fusion protein CCZ1 homolog. Gene Ontology annotation, cellular component: intracellular membrane-bounded organelle; Mon1-Ccz1 complex. The record is from RefSeq and is a predicted model, not a curated record. The coding region runs from base 258 to 1652 and encodes 464 amino acids. Gene Ontology annotation, biological process: vesicle-mediated transport. Lineage: Eukaryota; Metazoa; Mollusca; Bivalvia; Pectinida; Pectinidae. The transcript has 13 exons.
CCGGUUUCUGGAUGGUGGGAGAUGACCUGAUGAAACUUAUGCUGGCAGCAGGAAGUUAAAAGCCAUGAUGAGUUUUAGACAGACACACAUUCUAUUGAAUCUGACAAGUGUACAAUUUGGAAGCAGAGAAAGCAUUAUUUAAUUAAAAGUUUUUCCUGAUCUGAAAUGUAGGUCAUACAGCAUGACCUGACGGAUAAUUAGUUCAGACUUAUCAAUCAUCAUUACUGGUGUUAUAACCUGGAAGGAUAGAAACAGAAAUGGGGACAAAAGGAAAUAUAACACUAUUGAACUUCUUUGUCUUUAAUGCCUCGUAUGGACCAAGAGAAGGCGAGGAAGAAAAGAAGAUCAUGUUUUAUCAUCCAAAGUCAAAUGACAUUGAUACAAGGAUAAAACAAGUUGGCCUUUGUGAAGCAGUUGUCAAAUUUACAGAGACAUUUGCUGACAAGUCCUGUAACAGUAUACACACACAGAAGACAAGGCAGUUAUUCUAUGAACCAGAACCAGAGUUUUGGAUGAUCAUGACUGUCAGUAUCCCAUUCUCAGAGAAGACCAAGGAUCAUUCAUCAUAUCUGGAAUACCAUGAAGAGGAUGUACAGGAUUCUGUGUAUGAUGCUAUUCUACGUCAAGCCUACAGAAUGUUUCAGUUAUUUAAUGGUUCCUUUUCUAACAUAUUAGCAAAGUCAAACAAUGACAUCAAGGCCUUACAAGUCAGAUUGGAUCAUUUCUACACAAGGUAUUUGCAAACACUCAAGUUAGGUUCUGCAGACAUAUUGGAUAUUUUUUGUGGAAUUCAUUUCAUGCCGUUAGACAAAAACACUUACCUGCGAGUACAGUGUUUUAUCAACUUACUGGAGGCCAUGUUUCCUGCAGUCAAAUACACAGCCUUCCUCUACAACGACCAGUUAGUGUGGAGUGGCUUGGAACAAGAUGACAUGAGGAUCAUGUACAAGUAUUUGACGACAAGUCUGUUCCCCACAUACCAGGAACAUGAGCUCCAGGGAAGCAGUGUGUCACCAACACGAGUGUCCUCUCCAGCACAUUCGGCUGUCCACUAUGGCAAAUAUAUCACUGGACCACCAAACAUCCGUGAUGAGUCCAAUCUGGGAAAGAUUCCCCUCGUGUAUAUGAACACUGAAGUGGACAAUGAGGAGUGUCACCUCCUUGUGUACAGGGCUCACAAUGCCAGUGUUUGUAUGCUUAUUGAUGUGUCCGUCCCAAUGACCUUUGAUCUCUGUCGAAAGCUGGACAUAUUUUUAGGACCACAGCUCACACAGAUUGCUUCAGAUAUAGGAGAACAGUAUUCCAAACGGCCAAAUAACAGUGGUGAUCCAUUGUGCAAAUAUAUCUACUUUAACCACAUGAACUUGGCACAGAAAUCCACAGUUCACUCCGACAAGAAAUCCAUGCAAGUCCAGAUCCCAAUGGAAACACUUCGUCUCCUCAGUGAUAUCAGCUCUGAUAUGUCGAGAUGCAGUGAAGAUGGAGAAACCAUUGUGAAAACAACAGGGGACAGUUGGGUGGUUGGGAAAAAAUCAGACCAAAGAGAAUUUUAUGUUGUGAUCAACCAGAAAAAUACUAAUCUUAUAGAAAUUAAUGAUGAAGUGAAGAGGCUAUGUGCAACUAAUUUCAACAGUAUAUUCUUUUUGGACUGAAUUUGUUGGAAUUUGGGAUAGACUUUUACAUUGCCAGUGGAUAAUCACAGUGGGGAACUGACUAUUCUAAAUCCAGUGGAUAUUGGAUAUCCUAUAGUGAUGGGGGGGGGGGUCUACAGGUGAGGGAGACUAACCUUUCUACAACCUGUAAAGUAUACACAGGUGAGGGAGAUUAACCUUUCUACAACCUGUAAAGUAUACACAGGUGAGGGAGAAUAACCUUUCUACAACCUGUAAAGUAUACACAGGUGAGGGAGAUUAACCUUUCUACAACCUGUAAUAAAGUAUACACAGGUGAGGGAGAUUAACCUUUCUAAAACCUGUAAAGUAUACACAGGUGAGGGAGACUAACCUUUCUAAAACCUGUAAUAAAGUAUACACAGGUGAGGGAGACUAACCUUUCUACAACCUGUAAAGUAUACACAGGUGAGGGAGACUAACCUUUCUAAAACCUGUAAUAAAGUAUACACAGGUGAGGGAGAUUAACCUUUCUAAAACCUGUAAAGUAUACACAGGUGAGGGAGACUAACCUUUCUACAACCUGUAAAGUAUACACAGGUGAGGGAGACUAACCUUUCUAAAACCUGUAAAGUAUACACAGGUGAGGGAGACUAACCUUUCUAAAACCUGUAAAGUAUACACAGGUGAGGGAGAUUAACCUUUCUAAAACCUGUAAAGUAUACACAGGUGAGGGAGACUAACCUUUCUACAACCUGUAAAGUAUAUACAGGUGAGGGAGACUAACCUUUCUAAAACCUGUAAAGUAUACACAGGUGAGGGAGACUAACCUUUCUACAACCUGUAAAGUAUACACAGGUGAGGGAGACUAACCUUUCUAAAACCUGUAAAGUAUACACAGGUGAGGGAGAUUAACCUUUCUACAACCUGUAAAGUAUACACAGGUGAGGGAGAAUAACCUUUCUACAACCUGUAAAGUAUACACAGGUGAGGGAGACUAACCUUUCUACAACCUGUAAAGUAUACACAGGUGAGGGAGAAUAACCUUUCUACAACCUGUAAAGUAUACACAGGUGAGGGAGAUUAACCUUUCUACAACCUGUAAUAAAGUAUACACAGGUGAGGGAGAUUAACCUUUCUAAAACCUGUAAAGUAUACACAGGUGAGGGAGACUAACCUUUCUAAAACCUGUAAAGUAUACACAGGUGAGGGAGAAUAACCUUUCUACAACCUGUAAAGUAUACACAGGUGAGGGAGAUUAACCUUUCUACAACCUGUAAUAAAGUAUACACAGGUGAGGGAGAUUAACCUUUCUAAAACCUGUAAAGUAUACACAGGUGAGGGAGACUAACCUUUCUAAAACCUGUAAAGUAUACACAGGUGAGGGAGAAUAACCUUUCUAAAACCUGUAAAGUAUACACAGGUGAGGGAGACUAACCUUUCUAAAACCUGUAAAGUAUACACAGGUGAGGGAGACUAACCUUUCUAAAACCUGUAAUGUAUACACAGGUGAGGGAGACUAACCUUUCUACAACCUGUGGAUAUCAAAGUGACAAGCAGUGGAAUAGACUGUACUGAUACUUCAGUACUGGAACUAGUACAUAUCAACAGGACCACUAUCUUACUGUGCUGGGGGUACAUUAUUACUACAGAAUGGAAAGCAUUACCAGUAGGAGAUACCUGUUUCCUAGACAGUGGUGACAUACAUUUAGUCUGACAAUGAUAAAUCUGAAGGAAUCUUCACAUUGUUUAUUUUGUCAGCCAAUUUUACUGUGAUUGUUAUUAAAUUAUUUUACACAUA